AUGGUGCCGCCGCUGCAGCGCCAGCAGGCGCGCUCCCGCUGGACCAGGAUCUCGGCGUGGCUACGCGGCGAGUCGACCCGGACCGAAGCCCCACCAGAUUUGGAGGCAGUGGAGACAGGGCAGGAGGAGGAGACCGACGACAGAAAGCCGGACACAGACGCGACGGAGGUGACUCCCCCGUCGCUCGAGCGGCAGAUGGCGCGAUCGCGCUUCACCGCACGAGUCACCUCCUACUUUGCGAGGAGCACCCGCCGUGCAUCCGCCGCAUCCGCCAUGGAGGGCUCCAAGCGUGUGUCGAUCGCCGGCGGCCGGAUCGCGGUGGCUCAGCGACAGACCGACCGCGUGAUGUGCGGCUUGUGCGUUGUGGUUGUGCUGAUUUUCGCCCUGACGGUUGCGUAUACCAUCUACGAGAUGGUCACGAGGCAUCUCUGGAUAUUCUGA
Emiliania huxleyi CCMP1516 is the source of this 441-nucleotide messenger RNA. RefSeq lists its product as hypothetical. NCBI's taxonomy places the organism in Eukaryota, Haptophyta, Isochrysidales, Noelaerhabdaceae. The record is from RefSeq and is a predicted model, not a curated record. The transcript has a single exon. Bases 1 to 441 code for a protein of 146 amino acids.